Messenger RNA from Bombus huntii, 7599 nucleotides. RefSeq names its product fasciclin-2 (gene Fas2). The record is from RefSeq and is a predicted model, not a curated record. Gene Ontology annotation, cellular component: axon; plasma membrane. Gene Ontology annotation, molecular function: cell-cell adhesion mediator activity. Gene Ontology annotation, biological process: axon guidance; homophilic cell-cell adhesion; dendrite self-avoidance. The transcript has 8 exons. The coding region runs from base 66 to 2405 and encodes 779 amino acids. Lineage: Eukaryota; Metazoa; Arthropoda; Insecta; Hymenoptera; Apidae.
GUGUCAUAGUUGACGCACGUAUGUUGUCGUAAAAGCACUCGUGGCAUCCGCCAAGCGUCGCGAGGAUGGGUGCCGCCGAGACGUCGAUCUGCAUUUCCGUGCUGUGCUUAUACGUCCUCAGGGCUACACCACCACCACGUGCUUCCAAUCGUAUGGCUUACGCGAAAGAACCUUCCUUGGAGAUUAUGCCAAGCGGGGAUACACAGACGAGGCCAAUCGGUUCCAGCAUCAUCCUGACGUGCAAACCGAAAGUCGACGACACCAAGCUGAUCAAGGACAUGCAAUGGAUCGACCCCCAGGAUCACGUGAUCGAAUCACUCAAACUCGUCGUUUUACCGAUGGAAAGCACCCCGGGUCAUUCGCAGCCACCGAUGUACACGGAAUUGCUCCAGGACAAUAGUUUGUCUUUGUUCUUCAACUCUCUGCAAGAACAACAGGCUGGGAAAUACACGUGCAAGGCCACUUACGCGAAUUCGAUUCAGCUGGAGAAGUCUGUGACGAUCGAUACCAUAGUUGCGAUCACUUGGGACAAUGCACCGCCCAAUCAAUAUCCUAUUCUGGGAGAAGACUACGCUAUUCAGUGUAAAGUGCGGGCAAGGCCUUCACCCUCGGUCGACUGGCUGUACAACGGCGAAUUAAUUAAGACGAACGACCACUACAUUAUAGACACGUAUGCUCUGAAGAUCAAGAACGUUCAAGAAUCCGACGACGGUAUCUACACUUGCCGUGCUUACGUAUUGACCACUGGAGAGCUGAGGGAACGACCUAUUCGCGUCGAGGUCCACAUACGGCCGACGGUGGAGGAGUUCCCCGCCCCGGUGGAUGUGAUCGAAGGGGAAGACGCAAGCAUACGAUGCAAAGCUCAUGGCAAACCGCCGCCAAAAUUCACUUGGGUGAAAUCGCUCACGCACCAGAAUCUUUCGAACGCCAAUCGUUUUGGGGUGGACUCUGAUACGGGAAUAUUAACCAUCACGAACGUGAAUCGCGAAGAUGCAGGGGAGUAUCAAUGCACGGCGAUAAAUUUAGCCGGUGAAGCGAACACGAAUAUCAGGGUGAACGUGAUCGUGAAGCCAAAGAUCAUGGAGUUCUUGAACAGUACCGUGGUACAGGAUAACGAGGCGAAUCUUGUCUGCAAGGCCUUUGGCAAACCUCCACCCCAAGUCACCUUUAGGAAGCUGACCGAUGAGAAACCGUACGUGAAAGGGACGCAACCAGACGACGAUAGAAUCAUGCUGACGAACAGUGCCGAUGACACGAACGGCGAAACGAUCGGUACAUUAACGAUCAAUAAAUCGCUCAGAUCAAACGAUGGACUCUAUGAAUGUAUCGCCGAGAACGCAGGAGGCGAAGCGCGUAGAAACGGUCAUUUAACUGUCGAAUUUCCGCCAUCGUUCGCUUCCAUGCAGAAUACAAGCUUUUGGUCGUGGGAGCAGAGACCUGUGAACAUCAGUUGCAUCGCCGAGAGCAUACCGAACGCUACCAUUCGCUGGACCAUGUACGGUGAUCAGAAAAUCGACAAUGACAACAUGAUCAAGCAGCUGGGUAACGGUCCUCUGUCUACCCUGAUGAUUGUCCCGCUGGACAAGCGGUAUUACACCACUUACAAGUGCAUCGCGUCUAACAAGCAUGGCACGCGGGAACGCAAUAUCGAAUUGAGAGAGGCCACGAAGCCGGCAGAAGUGUUGCAGGCGAAAAUGUCUGAAAUUACCGCCACUACGAUUAAAUUCGAUCUCGUGCUACCUAGCAGCAAUCCUGAACUCCCUGCGAAGACGAUUACCGUGCAGUAUAAGGAGGAUGGGCAGACCUGGAUGAUGGCGAAAAACAAAACGUGGUCUACUAAUUCAUCCUACGUCCUGGAAGAUCUGAAACCACAGACUUCGUACGAGUUCCGAUUCGCAGCUAGAAACGUGGUCGGCCUUGGUAACUGGGGAGCGUACCAUCGCGAAAUUACGCCCGGAAGGACGUUCCCGAACGAACCAAAGAUAAUGAUGCCUAGCGCAGAGUACGAUGUGUCCAGGUUCAACAAUCAAUACGAGCUAACUUGGUUGGCGCCAGCCGAUAACGGCGAGCCGAUUGACAUGUACCAGAUCAAAUACUGUCAAAUAAAACGCGUUUCUGGCGAGUGGGAGGUGUUAGAGAAUACCUGUCGAACAGAAGACAUCAAGACACAAGGAAGGCUGAAACACUGGAUCAAGAACCUAUACUCCGACACGUUCUACAAAGUGGAGCUGAAGGCGCACAACAUAAUGGGUUUCAGUAAGCCAGGCUCUGGGAAGUUUAAGACCGCCAGAGAACCUACGGGCCCCAAUGUGGACUACAAUAUAGUUACUUCCGCUGGAGAUACUCGCAAGCUCACCGUGACCGCCAUUGCCACAGCAAUAACGAUUCUAUUUCUAGCUAUCUAAAAGAAACAAAAAAAAAAAAAAAGAAGAAAGAAAAAGUAAACGAAACAAACAUAAAAUAAAAAUGCAGAAAAUAUUAAAAGAGAUCAACGUCAUGAACGGUCGCUGUUCACGCUCUAAUCUUUCCAAUUUAUAGUGUACACGUUUUAAAAAAGUGGUAUGCGAAUACGAACGUACGAAUGUUGCUAUAUAAUACCACAGAGAGAGAGAGAGAGAGAGAGAGGGAGAGAGAGCGAGAGAGAGAGUACAACCAGAGACACAAAACACAAUGGAGAAAAGAAAUUCUCGUGUAAUACGUUCCGUGUUCGUCAAGUUUUCACUUUUUACUCUAUAAACGUGUUUCUGCCGCGUGUUUCAUUUGUCGAACGCGCGUGAAGUUCGCAAACAUGUAUCGCAACUAUCACACAAACCAAACACGAACUACACACACAUACGCAUACACACACACACACACACACACACGAUUAACGAUUAUUGUAAAGGGAGUCUCUUAUUGUUAGACCGGUGCACAACAUUCCAACGUAGAAACGUUAGCGAAUAAGUGGGAUUCGAUGAUGUUCGCUGUGUUGAUAAAGAGUGGAGGAAACGAGAAAUGAAAAUGAUCGUAAUCCAUUGUAAAUUAGUAGCGCGUCUUAACGGUAUACUUGUUCGUAUGCUCGCGUCGUUAUCUUUUUUUUUUUUUUUUUUUUUUAGCGAAUGUACGGUUUCGUGUUUUAGUAUUAUUUCCAGGCAAAAUUUUAUUGUUUCGAGGAUUCGCAAGUGAUUGAAGGUUUAGUAUAAUGUAGAUUGGUGAUCGGAUCGGGACAGCAUUCGGGUGGAAUAUUAUAAAUUGUGAAUAUUCGCGAAUUAUUCAGAGUAAAUUGCAGAAUAGCGUUAUGUGUCCAGCUCGAAAAUCAAUUUAUUCAAAGGAUAAUAUCACGAUCAUCGAUGCAUUAGAUGCAUCGUUGUGUGCAUCGUGAAUCCAUUUUAACAUAACGUUAAAUUAAGGGGCUGAGACACGUAUUGCCUUAAAUUGCCAAAUGCUUAGUGUUAAAACGCGCAAGGUACUACAUUGAAGACAAAAAUGUUCAUCACAUUGUGUAGGAGUGUUCGUACAAUUGAAUUUUCGACUUUUCGAUCGUCGAAAGGGAAUAAGAACGAAUAUAUAUGUAUUAGGUUGCUUCGUAAAUUCUGGCUCGUGAGAGUCAAUUUUCUACAAAUUUACACGACAUAUUUAUAUGCGUUAUGCCUCUUUUAUAAAAAUCUUGGAAUCUGUCAUUUAAGAAAGGACUCGUUAUAUAUCUUAUGGCCUGGAAAUUAUUUAAUUCCUUCCGUCCAAACUAUUCUCUGCUGGAAAAAAAGAAGUGAGAAUCCGUUGGUGAAAAUGUGGCAUAAAAUGCACAUAAAACGCAAAACUACAUAAAACACCUGAAGUAUAAUAGUCAUAAUUAUAUUUAAUAAGCGAAUCAUACACUUUUAAUUAUUUUCAUAUAAAUACAAAUUUGCAUAAAUAUUCACAGUCUAGUCAUUAUAAAAAAAACCCUUUUAAAUGCCUGAUUAAAAGAUCGAUGAAAACAUCUUAUUCGUUUGUUCUGUAAACUCUAAAAACACUAUUUAUAUCAUAUCAACUUAUAUAGCAAUGUUAUACGUGUUUAUUGUAACACUGAUAGUCUACUUACAUGUGUGAACGAAGAGGCGGACAGAAAUUAUGCAGCAAUCUAAUACAAUUUGCUCAAUAUUUCGAAAGGAAUAAGAAACGUUAUUCGAAAAACUAGCUAAAAUUGUAUUUAAUAUCGGGUCUGCCAAGGGUAUUUUCUUGUUUCUCACCACUUAGUAGAGUACAAAUAUUUUUGGAAUGGAAUUUUUCGCGAUUCUCGCGGUUCGAUUUGCGACGAACGAUUCAACGUGACAAAGGAAAGGAACAACGAGUAGAGUUACAGGGGUGAAGCAAUUUCUUCGUGGUGUACACGUAGAAACACGAACGCAACUCGUUACCAUUUCUCUACAGACGCAACACGUCCGUUGAGGAAAAGAAAAAUCAAAAAAAAAAAAAAAGAAAAAAGAAAAAAACACCGGGAUAAAUCGUCCGCGAAAAAUCCGUUUUCGUCCGAGCUGAACUAGCGCUGUUUGCAUAUAGCCUGACCUGCCUGUGGCUAACUACUUUUCUCUUUUUCUGUUUGUGGGAUUUUUUUACCAAUUUUCUCGAGGAGGGACAUCCGAGGAGUUUUUACACGUUUAGAGCCAAAGAAAAAGAUACACUUGCAAAUACUUAGACUUACUUAAACCACGCUUCGCGUGUUUUUACGCUGAACUGAACCCCUCAACUCCUUAAAAGAACUCACAUAGGACAUGUGAACACGACGACGCGAUAUAAUCGUCGAUAAAUAUGAUCGUGACCGAGUACACGAACUAUUCGCGAGUUAUAAAAAAGACAGAAUAAAAUGCUAAAUAUGUCUAUAAACGAUAAACUGAUACCCAAAUGAUAGAACAUCCGCACGAAACGGGAGAAAGCACCUUUUUUUCUUAACCAUUUAUACCUUUAGAUUGCGCCUAAAAAUUAGUUUUCUUAACUGGGUUCAUUUUUCAGCCGAUUGCAUAUACGAUUUUUUCUCUCCUCUUGUGUAUGGUUAAUACAUUUUUUUUUCUUUUUAUUUUUAAUUGUUAUUCAUUGUUUCUCUCUUGGGAAAUUUUCAUUAACUUUUUUACCAAGUGAUCGGACUUAGUCCUGCUUGAUUAGCUCUUGGACCAUACGUGUUUAGUGCGCAUGAUGUGUGUUAUGAUUAUCGAUUACUACUACUAUUAUUAUUAUUAUUAUUAUUAUUAUUAUUAUUAAUUCUACCAUUGCUAUUAGCGUUAUUUACUAUUAUUAUUUUAUUACUACUAUUAUUAUUAUUAUUAUAUUAUUCACGACGUACGCUAUUGCUACGGUUUACUAUAAUUAUUAUUAUCAUUAUUAUUGUUAUUAUUACCAUCGUCGCUAUAUAUUGUCAAUAUCGUCGUCAAUUAGUUUACUUGACCGCACUUAUUUUGUAUAUCGUGUGUAUCGUCAUUACCAUUAGUAUUAUCGUCACAACCACCGUCACGAUUAUCGAUUACAAACGUCGCCACGAUCAUCCACGCUGAUUUGUACGUAUCUUUUCUUUUUUUUUUUUCUUUUCGUUGGAGUGAGAAGCAAAAAAACGAGGACGAAAAAAAAAGAAGCAAAGAGAAGGAAAGGUGCUUCAUAAGAGGCAAAUAAAUCGAAUAUCGAGCAUCGAGUCUCGAGGUACACGGUACACUGAAUACUCUGUCGCGUUUGAAAUACAAAUGGCCCCUUGUCCACGAGUCCACGAGUAUCGAUCGCGAGUCAUCGUUCAACGAAUGCGACAGGGUCGUCGCAACCUCGAUCUCUUAAAUGUUCGCUCUUGCCUUGGGUUUUCUUAUUGUUAGAUGUUAGAUUACGAUCGCAUGGCAUGCGCUUCUAUUGUUUCAUAUAUAUAUAUAUAUUUUAUUGUAUUUUAUUCCCUUUUUUUAAAUGCCUCUUUAGUUUUGUUGAUUCUUCUAUUAUUACGUUUAUUAUUUCUUUUUUUGGUAUCGUUCGUUUCAUUUAAUUUAGCGCCGUUCGCCUGUCUUUUUCGUUGGCGACACUCUCAUUCCAUCGAACACACCACGUACCUUUGUAAGUACUCGAGGGAUUCCACGUGAUCAGCGAUUGUAUGUUAACACAUUUGAGUGUGCUUAGGUGUAAGAAGAAUUGUAAGAACGAAACUGGCUGGACGUUCCAACAGCGACAGUUGUUUAGUAACAUUGUUGAUAACAGCUUUCAGCUACAUACAUACAUACAUACAUGUACAAUAUGUAUAUCGAUCAUAGCGUAAACGCAACGAGUUUCUGGUGCACGAUUUUGUACAUAUCAAUGGUUUCUUAUUCAUUGUACGAUAAUGUGUUCCAUCGGAUGUGGUCGAUCAAACUACGCAGUAAUUAUUGCAAUUCAACAACAUUUUUAUACAGAAUAACCUCUUUUUUCGUAUGGGAAUAGUUAUUAGGAAUACACGAAGCGAAUGAUUUAUAACUUUGAGCGCAAAUAAUUAAAAUCUGUAAGGGGAGAAAAGACAAAUUGGUUCGUUACCGAUCCACGUGCGGAAAUGCACUUGGUAGCGCGGUUCCAAGAGUAGUUUCAUUCAUCCAAAGUUCCAUCGGAGUAGUUUUAACGAAUUAACCAUGUUAAUGAUAAAAAAAGACACGUUGUUAAUGUUAACAUACGUAGUUUUAUAUUUCAGUUUUAUUUUGUCUAAAAAAAAAUGACAUAUAUCGUUAACUUUUUACUACAAGCUGGCAAUAAAUCAAGAAACUACAAAUAUUAGAAAAUACAUGUAAGGAAACUCGGUUUAUAUUUUCUCUGCAGUUACUAUCGUUGCACAUAAUCGAGCAGGAUUAAAUAAACUUUGCGUAGCAACAUCUUUCAAAUUAUCGAUGCACAAACUUCUUACGAAUCUUACUCAAAUCAUUAUACAAAUAAGAUUUAAAACAUACAUCUGAAAGAUUUCCAUAAAUCGCAAAGUAAAUGCAACGAAAAGGAAAUUUCAUUCCACAAAUUGGUAGAAGAUGAGCGUUUGGAACGAAUUACGCGGCUGACUUUUUUGUGGAUUUCCGAUCCCAUUGAAAAUGAUAACAAGCACCUGCACCAGAAUAUCGUUGUCCGUGCGAUCUAUCACGUUUCUAUGAAUAAAAAAGAUAUCGCUAGUAUGGGAAUAUCUCUGGUGGCAGCACGAGAGAAUGAAUGAUCGUACACGAUUCAACUGUCGCGUGUCGAGCGUUCGCCCAGAAUGUCGCGUUUUAGAUUCAUGUAAACGAGUCGUACGAGGUUAUAUUUCACGUGAACCGGCUCGGCCGUGAAGAUAAAGGCGCAAGUGGGUUUGUGUAUGUUUGAUCGCUUUCCUUUUUUCCUUUUCUUUUUUUUUUUUUUUUUUUCUUUGUGAUCGAUCGAAUCCUGAGCUGGCCUAAGAUUCUCGAGUGCCGAGACGAACGAAUGUAUAUUAGAUGUAUUAUACGAGUGAAUGGAUGAAAAAUCUUGCGAUUUCUAUGAAAUGGAAUCGAACGAUGCAAGAAGAAACACUGUGGUUCCGAGAAGAAGCGGGCGGAAUUUUUUGCUCUAAAAAUUUGUGACUUUUUUUUUAUUUGGACAAAAUAUGACGAAAAUUUGGGCUGGAAAUUGGUAAAUAAAAGUCGUACAAGUAUA